Molecule: messenger RNA, 1781 nt
Organism: Salvia splendens (bonfire salvia)
Lineage: Eukaryota; Viridiplantae; Streptophyta; Magnoliopsida; Lamiales; Lamiaceae
Exons: 5
Coding region: 122-1615 (497 amino acids)
Source: RefSeq, a predicted model, not a curated record
CUUGGCUUCAAAGGCAUGAGGAAGUUGUUAAUCAUUACGUGCCUCCCAUGUAAAGUAAUGCACCUAGUUCAUGCUGUCCAACUUCCACCAAAUAUUCCCUUUUUCUGAUUAAUUCAGGAAAAUGGCAUCUCUAGUGCCAGGAGUGUUGAUGAAGCUCCUCCAAAGCAUAGACUCCAACCUUAAAGUAAGGGGUGAGUAUCGGUCCGCUCUGCUUCAGGUGAUCAGCAUAGUCCCGGCCAUCUCGGGAUCCGAGCUAUGGCCGGACGACGGCUUCUUCGUGAAGGUCUCCGACUCCUCCCACUCGACAUACGUGUCGCUCUCGAGGCCAGACACCGACCUCAUCCUUAACAACAAGCUGCAGUUGGGGCAGUUCUUUUACGUGGACAGGAUGGAGGCCGGCACACCCGUGCCCACCCUAGUCGGGGUCAGGCCGGUCCCGGGCCGCCACCCCUUUGUUGGGAACCCCAAGGACCUGAUGCAGCUCCUUGAGGGCUCCCAGAAGUUGGCGGUGGCUCAGGCUGAGCUGCCGCCUAAAGAAGAGGAGAGUGGUGGGAAGAAGAGGAUUGUGAUCAAGGAGGACAAGGCUGGAGUUUCUUCAAGGUAUAUGCAGGGUUUGGUGAAGCACAAAUCUCAAGUGAUGGAAUUGGAUGGGAAAGAGAAUCAGAGUAGUGAAAUUGGAGUUGCUAAGACAGAUGCAUCCUUCAGAUCAACUAAGCACACAAACAUUGAGACAAGGAUAACUAGUCCAGAGGGAUCAACAAAGAAAUCACAAACACACUCCAAGAUUCUGACAGUAAACAAACAAGAAAUCAUCAACUCCAUUUCUUUGGUUAAUGGCAACAACAAGAAGCAACAGUCUACCGAGGGAGCCAUCUCAUGGUGCAAUCUGCCACCCACCCUUGUCAAGCCCGGGAAGGGAAUGCUCAGAAAGGGUCACUUGGCUUCUCUAGUAGCAGCACAAGCUCAGAAAGAAGCAAAUUUGGCAGCAAAUCUUGCCAAAUGCCUAAGUAUGUUUGCUGAUAUCUACUCAUCCGCGUCCCCCCAAAAUCCACAUCUUCAUCUAUCAAAAUUCUUCACACUGCAAAAUAUGAUCGAAAAAGCAGACGUGACAACACAAACACGUGACACAGACUCAUCAGCACUGCAAGAAAAGGACAAGCCUAGCCGAAAGCCAGGCAAGAACAUGAACAUGAACACGAACACGCCUAAAACCAUGGGGAUCUCAUCACAACUAAGCAAUGCUGACAAGCAAGAAUGGUCGAAGAUGGACAACGCAAAAGAGAUGAUGGAGCUGCUGAGGACACUAACAAACGAGGCGCAGUCUUGGUUCUUGAAUUUUCUCGAAGAAGCCCUUGAGUUUGGGUUCCCGGUUGGGCAGGAGAAGAAGGGGAAAGAGAGCUCCGCUCGAGUUAUUGAGCAAAACAACCACAUUGCUCUAACACUGUCGCAGCUCAAACAAGCUAAUGAGUGGCUGGAUAAGGUUAAGAGCGGCUCGGGAUUGGAGAAAGGGGAAGUGUUGGGAAGGAUUGAUGAGUUGAAGCAGAAGGUGUAUGCAUGUUUGCUGGUUCAUAUUGACUUUGCUGCAUCAGCUUUGGACACCAGAAAAUCUCUCUGAUCACAGUCUACUAAAAAGAUGUGUAUAAAUUAUUCUGAUUUUUUUGUUUGUGCGUAAAUUAUGGCUCCAUUUUCUCUUGUAAGAAAGUGGCCAAACAUCUAUGUAAGUUUGGACUUUUGCUCUGCUUAAGUUUUAUUAGCAGAGAGAUGGAAAUCAUUGAACUGGA